This is a messenger RNA of Hydractinia symbiolongicarpus, 2354 nucleotides long. RefSeq lists its product as uncharacterized. The transcript is spliced from 5 exons. The record is from RefSeq and is a predicted model, not a curated record. The coding region runs from base 2 to 1531 and encodes 509 amino acids. Gene Ontology annotation, cellular component: cytosol. NCBI's taxonomy places the organism in Eukaryota, Metazoa, Cnidaria, Hydrozoa, Anthoathecata, Hydractiniidae.
GAUGGCGGAACGAGAAGUGACAUAUGCCUGCAGGACAAACAGAAAAUUUGCUUAUGAAAUAAAACGUAGUCGGAUGACUUCGCACCCUUUUCUCAUUUUUUACGUUGUAAUGCAUUUUUUAACAAACACUGCUCUUGCAAAAGAGAAUAAUAGCACCAUAAUGUCCAAUAAGGUGCUUUCAACACCAGAAGGAAAAUCAUUUCAUGUCCCUUCAAAAAACAUUGUCACUACAUAUUCAAAGCAGGAAUUUGACUCUGUACAAGUAUUUUCAAGUGAAAAUACUAACGUCAUAACGUCAUCAAAGAGUUUGGCUUAUGAUAAAUCCUUACAUACCUCUCUAAUGUCAAAAAAUACGAACACAAAAUUUUCUAUGAAAAUCCAGACAAGUUUAAAUGCAAGUACUUUGAUUGUAAAAAAUAGCUCAUCCACCUCUUUAACUUCUUCUCAAGUACAUUCUACUACUGUUAAAACAAGAAGUACUAACUUAACAUCAAGAUUGUUGAAAUCAAGCAAUGAAGUCUUAAUUUCAACUCCAUUAUGUCCUUCCGUAAUAUACUCUGGAAUAUGUACACCUGCAUUGGUAAUAUCUACAGUAUAUUCAAUACGCAAUGUUACAUCUACAUCCUAUAUCACCAAAACUACCAAACUUGCAAGUCUUCCUGUGUUUAGUACAAGCAUUUUAGAAUCAUCAAUUCAGUCUUCUUAUGGCAGUUCUGCCCUGGAAAAAACUUCUAUUCAUGUAAAGAAUUUGUCCACUGCAGCUACAGUGGUUUUUAGCAGUGCAAUUAUUAUUGUUCCACCUAUCCAACAAUGUGAUGUAGCUAUAACAAGAUUUUCUGGUGCAAUAAGUAAUUUAACUGACUGUUUAUUGAUGCAUUUGCAUCCAAUGAGGCCAUGUUAUAGCUGUUCUGUUUAUUAUGAUGAGUUACAAAACUUGCAUACAUUGUUAUUCACAAAAUGCAAAGAUGUACUUGUAACUGAUUUUAAUGCUCAAUAUCAAGUUAUACCAAAAAUGUUUGAAUCCCAGGUUCAAACUUGGAAUGCUUUAGGCUGUAAAAAAUGUUACUUACAAGAUUCGUCAGAUCAUGAUGGUGCUAGAAUGAGUCCUCUUUUUAUAGAAUUUCUUCAUCUUUAUAAUAAAACAAUGGACUGCUUCGCUAAUAACACCGUUAUGAACACUGUUAAUAAUGUGUUUCAUAAUGGUUCUAAAAUUCAAGGAAAAAACACCACAAAGGUUUGCAGUAACUGUGCGAACCUGUAUAAAGAAAUGCAGGAGAACUAUAAAUAUUAUGAGGAUAGUGAGGAAGAAACUGGAACAAAAUGGUGUGCUGAUAUAAAUGUAUCAGUGAACAACACGCGCCAUUUAUGGAGUAACACGUACCAGUGUGGAACAAAGACAAAGGAUUUAGAAUCUAUUAUUGCGUUGACAUGUUUCUUUUGCUUCUUGCCUAUCGUCUUCUAUGUCGGUGCCAAGCUGCAUUCUGACGUUAAGGAGAGGAAAAGUGCAAAUCGAUAUAUUGAUUCUGAUUAAGAAAUGAAAUCCGCUUCUGCAGCUUCCUGUUGUUAACCUAUUGGCGAAGUAGAGUUGGUUGUGUGCUGAUCUGGAACAAAAUCUUUUCGAUGUUCACAUAUAUGUCUUACAUAUCAUUUUUAUGAAAUGUAUCAAUAAAAGUGCCUAAUUUGAAAGCUCUUGUUUCUGGUGUUCUCCAUUAGUGUCGGUGACAAGUCUUCAAUCUCACAAUCAACUUUUUAUCCAUCGAAGUCAAAUUCAGUUACAAUCUGCUGGAAGUUCUUUCCUGUUUCGUGAAUUUUAAACGACGACUGCUUGUGGAUUUUAUAUUCAUGUAGUCUGAUAUCCAAAUAUAAAAUAUAAUUUAAAAAGUCAAUAUAGAUUUAAAAAGAAAAUCCUUUUUAUAGAUUUUAUAUGAAAUGCGUUUUUCGUUAUUAUUUCUUAGAAGGAUACCUUAUGUAAUUUUUGUCUUUUGAUACAUAGAUUUAUUUAAGCGAUAUGUCUGAAAAUACAAAACUAUUUUCAGUUCAUUACCAGAGAUGGUGAUAGUGAGGUCCAACUUUCCUAAGAGGCUACCGCCUGCCCGUGUAGCUAUCGAUCGUAGUUGUAGUGGCAUAUUCCCUAUUUUUGUCCCGUACGCAUAACACAGUUCACUUCUUAAUCACAGCUGGGUAAUGUAAAUUAUAAUUUUUUUAUUUUUUUAAAGUAAAAAUAUAUACAGAAUCUUUUUGGUACUUUGUGUUUUGUACUGUUCUACAACUGUUCAACGUAGAAUUAUAGUUUAUUUAAUUCAAUGAUUGUUCUAUUUUAAUGUGAUGUCUUGAGAAAGAGAAUCUUCAGCUUA